Messenger RNA from Liolophura sinensis, 423 nucleotides. Its product is annotated as vitelline envelope sperm lysin receptor-like. The record is from RefSeq and is a predicted model, not a curated record. The coding region runs from base 1 to 423 and encodes 140 amino acids. The transcript is spliced from 4 exons. Lineage: Eukaryota; Metazoa; Mollusca; Polyplacophora; Chitonida; Chitonidae.
AUGUCCGAAUCGGAAACCAUUGGAGACUGGUAUUUGGCACCCUGGGAAGCCCAGAGUCUGCUCGGUGGCAAUUCCUCAGCCGAUUUCCGGUUAAAGGUCGUUGAUGUACUGGGCAAUGAAAUCACCAGUGACCAUAUUUCCAUCGGCAGGAAGAUCCGUCUGAUGGCAGAAGAUACAUCUGGUUCCAUCAUAGCAUUUAGGGCAUUGAGCUGUGCAGCACAGAACGGAGUUAGCAGAUACUACAUAUUAAGAGCUGGAUGUGGUGAUGGACUGGUCUUCAAGAAAAGUGACGGUUUCGAAACUACGGGAAAUGUGGUAUUGAGCCCAUACUUUGAAGCCUUCAAGCUAGCCGGCGGCAGAGACACCAUCGAAUUUGAGUGCAGGUUUACACAGUGCGAAGAGACUUGUAAUGGAGUAAGAUAG